AUAAUUGGGGUAUUAGGGGCGUUAUUCACUAAUUCGGGGAAUAAUGAUCUACGGAGCACCGGGUUCAAAUCUUUCCUAACUAGCCGAUUACAUUUUAAUCAUAUAACACGAGCCGUCUCUCAGCAGCUGUAUACUGGAAUGUGUUAGCUCAACCUUCGCAGCAACAAUGGCGUUUAGAGCGGCGAUGCUAAGAAGCGCUGGGGUAACAUGUGGUGCUCGUUAGGGCUCAGGAGGUCAACUCACGCCAUCGCCCAAUCUGCACCGCUUGAUAGUCCAAUCAACGACCCUAUGACCAUAUCACCACAUUUGAUUUUGCCUGAAUUCGAUCUAAACUCUGAGAACAGAAACAUCGAAUUCGGAUUCCCGAGUUUCUCUUUCGGAUAUGGAUCAAUGGAGCUCAUGGCCGUUCCGAAGAAGAAGGUUUUUCCCCAUAAGUGAGGCAUAAGAAAUGGACCGAAGGCUCUCAAACAUAUUCCAGUGAUUAUCCGUUGCAAGAGUUGCGGUCGGGUCAAGGUACCACACUUCUUCUGUUGCAGUGGAGAUAGAGGAAACACAGGUGGACAGAAUGGUUCAACCAGUUGAAUCUUGGCUUGUCCAACUUGGGAAGUUCAUGAAAUAUCAAAAUUUUGGCUAAGGUGAAGUCAUAACAUUCCUCUGAAGGAGAGAAGAAAUUUUAAAAUUUCUCCUCAAGGUAUAUUCAUUCAAACACUCUCUGUGAUGUCAGAAGUCGUCGAUUAGGUUGAACUUAAAAUUCUCAUUUUCAUCCAAAGAUUCAUUAGCUCCACUUAAGAUUGUAAUUGACUUUUAACCUUUCAAAAAAAAAAAAUGUUGAAGGUUCAAAUUACAGAAUUCUUACCAACGUUUGUACUAAUACUAUUAAGAGUUAAAAUGGUGAAGGUUCAAAAUACAGAAUUCUUACCAACUUUUGUACUAAUAAUAUUAAGAGUUGAAUUUUAAGUAUUAAAGUUUUUUAGUAGUAAUUAAAAAUAAAUAUUUUUUAAUAUCUUUUAAAAAUCUGAGUGAUAUUCAAUUUUUGUUAUCAAAGAAGCACUUAGAAUUAAGUGCUAAAUUAAAUUAUCAAACACCACCAAACAUUUUGACAAAUCACUUAAAUAAACCUUCUAGCUGAAAUUUAUUUAUUUAUUUUUUUUUGAAUAAUUGUUCAAUUUAUGUGAGUUAAGAGAAAAUGCAUAUAAGGAUGCUAAUUUAACACGUGCCGUUUAGCCCCUAUUGGAUGGAAAUGGGUAAAUCCUAAUUUGAUUUAGGGUCGAGUUUGGAAAGAGAGUUUAAAACACGUAAAUACCCCGAUUAAUAAUUAAUAUAUAAAAAAUAUUAUUUUAUUAACUAUAUCUUUUAUUUUCUUAUAAUAAUGUUAAUUUUAACAAUAUUUUUGUCACUAUGAUGGUUAGAUAUUUGACUAUACUCCAAAAAAAAAAAAAAAAAAAAAAAAAAAACCUACAAAAAUUAUGUUAAAUUUCGAAAUGUUUUUCAUAAAAAAUAUGUAAUGGCACCCGAAUUGAAUUUGAGAGAUAAUUUUCAUUGGAAGAGAGUUUGAAAAAAAACGUGUCUCGUCCCAAAUCCGCGACAUCCUAAAUGCAUAUGCAAAUCUCUCACGGGGAUUUGAUUUAGUUCUAGAAUGGCUCAUGGUCAAACAAAUCUGGCCGUAAGUCCUAUGAUCGAAUGGCCAAAAUUGAUCCAAUAUUUCCCCAACUUGACCUAGCCCAUUUCACUGUACCAUCUCACGUGCCUUGUUCCACAUCACGUGAUUGACCUUUGUCCGUAUUACGCAUUCCAGUUGCGUUCGAAGAAAUUUCCGACCCUAAGACCAAAAUAUUAAUUAAUAAAAAAAGAAGAAGAAUUUUCAGCGAUGGAGGGUUUAAGCAGAGGUUUAUAAGAGAGUCGGCCAUGGGAGACCUAUUGUCCACACCUUCAACAAGCCCUAUCGAUUCGACGCCGAAUACCACAAACAUGGCUUCCUCCCAGACUUCACAAACCCUAGAUUCAAAACCUGAGGAGACCAAAACCCUAGAUACCCAAACCCCAGCACAUCAAUCUUCAGAUCCCCCACCCGCGGAACAAAACGAAACCCUAGAAAAUCAAGAACGGCAGAAUGUAGAAGAAGGAGGUGUGGAAGGCGAAGAGGAAGAAGAAGGGGAGUGUGGGUUUUGCUUGUUCAUGAAAGGAGGUGGAUGCAAAGACAGUUUCGUUGCUUGGGAGAAGUGCAUCGAAGAGGCCGAAAAGAACAAGGAGGACAUUGUCGACAAGUGUUUCGAGUUGACCGGAAAAUUGAAGGAGUGUAUGGAGGCUCAUCCCGAUUACUACGGGCCGAUUCUGGAGGCCGAGAAGGCGGUGGAGGAGGAGGCCAUGAGGGAAUUGGAGAAAGAGAAAGCAAAAGAAGCUGCGGCCGAGGCAGAGGCCUUGGGAUCGAAGGGGUCGGAGCAGAAUUCAGCAGAGGGGUCUUGAUUUUGGGACCUAAAGAAGAAAUUUUGUUGAUUUUGCUUUGGAUGAGUGAAGAGGAAAUUUCGGAGCUGCUUUUUUUAAUAAGGUGUAAACAUUUGAGGUAAUGUGGACUUUAAUAUACUGGAAUUUCUAAAAUAAACGAGCAAUCACACAUUGAUUUAUUUUGUGAUGACAAUGAAAUGAUAUUAUGUUCUUCUAA
Messenger RNA from Cornus florida, 2659 nucleotides. RefSeq lists its product as uncharacterized. Bases 1906 to 2463 code for a protein of 185 amino acids. The record is from RefSeq and is a predicted model, not a curated record. The transcript is spliced from 4 exons. Lineage: Eukaryota; Viridiplantae; Streptophyta; Magnoliopsida; Cornales; Cornaceae.